AUGACAACACCAAUAAAGAACAUCGUCAUAGUCGGCGGCGGAAUGUGCGGUCUCGCCUCCGCAAUAGCAAUCGCACAAGCAUUCUCUUCACACGAAAUUAAACCUCAAAUAACCGUCUACGAACUCCGCGACACACCCAGCACAUUCGGCGGCCCAGUCAAUCUCACACCCAAAGCACUACGCUGUCUCGACCAGCUAGAUGUAUUUGAAGAGUUGAAACGCCAGCGGUGGGGCUGUGAAGUAGACGCGAUCCAGUUAUUCUCAAUGCGAACGGGUGGUCAAAUUGCGGAGAUUGAUUAUUCUGGCGCUGAUGGAACGGGGUUCGGCGGGUAUAAGGGGUGGAGGGUGAUGCGAUUCGACCUUUUGAAAGCCAUGCUCAGUGUUGCGGAGCGGAUGCCGACGGUGCGGAUUUUGUAUGGGAAGAAAUUGACGAAGAUCGAUGAGGGGGAUGAUCAGGUUGAUGUUUAUUUUGAGGAUGGAGGGAGCGAUACUGCGGAUUUAGUGCUUGGUUGUGAUGGGAUUCAUUCGGCGACGAGGAGGGUUUUGGUUGAAGCGGAUCGGGAGCCGGAUUAUUCUGGAUGGGCGGCGGCUUAUGGGUUUGUGGAGGCGAAGGAAUUGUUUGCUGAGGAGGAAAAGCCGUUCUUUGAGGAUACUGCGCUUGUUAUGUCGAGAUAUGGAUCUGCACUGACGACGUUCUGUGAUGAUGCUCGAAGCUUGAUCUAUACGGUGCUGUUGAUGGAGAUGGAGGAGCAGGGGUCAAGGGAGGGAUGGAAGUCUAUUGGGAAAGAUCAGGAGAGAGUACGUCUGGAGGGAGUUAGGAGAUCUCAGGAUUCACGUAUUCCGAAGAUCGGGCAGAUGAUCGAGAAGGUCAAGGAUUGGACGCUUUAUCCGAUCCAUGUUUUGCCUCCGAAUGGUCGAUGGCAUACGAAUCGGGUUUUGUUACUAGGUGACGCUGCUCAUGCGAUGCCACCAAAGGGAGAAAGUAUCGGCCAUGCCUUCGAAGACGCAAUCAAGUUUUCACGCAUACUCGCUCACUAUGGGAGUGAGCCUCCAAGUGUCUCAUUCGAGUUCUACGAGAGUGUUCAACGCAAGAAGACUGAAGAACUUUACCAGGUUUCGUCCACUGGAUGGAAGUCCAAUAAAGAUAUAGGGACCAUCGGCGGUCGGCUUCUGGAAUGGUUCACACCAUGGUAUUUAUGGUGGACUAAAGGAUCUUCGGAGAAAGAUCUAUUGACUGACCCGACUAAUAUUCAGUUUCCUUGA
Messenger RNA from Penicillium subrubescens, 1263 nucleotides. RefSeq names its product FAD-dependent oxidoreductase. NCBI's taxonomy places the organism in Eukaryota, Fungi, Ascomycota, Eurotiomycetes, Eurotiales, Aspergillaceae. The transcript is spliced from 2 exons. Gene Ontology annotation, molecular function: FAD binding; monooxygenase activity. The record is from RefSeq and is a predicted model, not a curated record. Bases 1 to 1263 code for a protein of 420 amino acids.